Cordyceps militaris CM01 is the source of this 3561-nucleotide messenger RNA. RefSeq lists its product as uncharacterized. The transcript has 2 exons. The record is from RefSeq and is a predicted model, not a curated record. NCBI's taxonomy places the organism in Eukaryota, Fungi, Ascomycota, Sordariomycetes, Hypocreales, Cordycipitaceae. Bases 1 to 3561 code for a protein of 1186 amino acids.
AUGGCCGCCCGCCGCCGCAACCCGCUCCGGACCGCCACGCGCGUGCUCUGGGGCGACGUCCAGACGAACCAGCCGUGGCAGCGCAUGCUCAAGUACGCCCUCGCCUGCGUCGCGGCCCUGGUGCUCGCCAUCCUGCCGCGCUUCCGCGCCCGCGAAACCUUUCUCAUCCCCAUGGUCGUCGUCUUUGGCCACCCGGGCCAGCGCCUGGGCCUCAUGAUGGAGGCGCUGCUUCUGAUUCUCCUCGGCGCCCUGCUCGGCGUGCUCUGGUCGCUGCUCGGCUUGUACUUGGCGAGCCUCGUGGUCGGCGCGGACCGUUCCGCCGCGUACGCUGUCCGCGGCGUCUUUUUGCUCGUGGCAGCGCUGGCGCACGGCUUUGUCCGGUCCCACAGCCCGCGCCUCUUCAACUUUGUGCUGUUCAUGCUUGUCGCGGUCAUCAUCACGGUGCAGGCACCGACGGACGAAACCGUGGCGCUUUUUACCAACAUAUAUGUACCUGUCUGCAUGGGAGCGGCCGUCUCGCUGCUUGCGAAUCUGGUUCUGUUUCCGGAGCUGUCUAGCAGCUAUCUCGGAGACUCGGCUAUCAACACGAUUGCAGAGGCCAUGGAGGCUCUCUCUCGCUCCACGUACUGGUUUGUGACGCCAGGAGGCGACUGCGAGGAGGUCAGACAGCAGCGUGCCCGCCUCUACAGCACCACCUCGCGCAGGAGUCGGGGAUCGGCUGCGUCGCUGCCGUUUCUCAAAAGUCUCAUGGCCACUCGACGAUGGCGCGUAUUCGCUGCCGAGUUUCCGAACCCAUUCACAUCGUCUAGUCUCGCCAGCCAGCCCAAAGUGCCCAUGGAGCUCACCUCGCUGGCCAGCUUGUCAGAAACGAAGACUAAGAUCCGCUCCAAGCUGCGCGCGUGCCGCGCCGCGCAAGAUGAAGUCAACUUUGAGAUAUCUCUGUCCAAACUACCACCCGACCUCAUGAGGCCCAUUACUACAAACUGGAUGAGUAACCUUGUACAGGGCAUCAUUACUGUAAUCGGCGCCUGCGAAAAUAAGUUUGUGUUGCUUGGUGCCACUACCACGAACCCAGCACCAGAGAGGCCACAUACUGUAACUGAUUCGCCUAGCACCGCGCAAUCAUCUAGCAGUGCUCUAAAACCUGGCAAGGCUAGAAAGCGAAAGGGAGGACGAAGUCGGCAUGCGGACGAUGUAAAAGCCAUCAAAGAGAUCGAAGCAGCCAGUGCUGAGCUGGUUGAACAUAUUUUGACUUGCAUCAGAGAUCCAGUCAUGGAUUUCCAUCAAUCCAUCAAGGAAGCAGUCGCCGUUCUCAUAAGGUGCCUGGCAUACUGUCUUCAGGUGGCAAGGCUACCGUCAGGCGAGUUAGCUCCUGAGUCGAUAUCCCUAGGGGAUCUAGACGUCGAAAUUGACCAAUUUGCGGAUGCCAUGGCGGCCUUUGAUGCUCAAUCAGCGGAGGCGCUCAAGGUGGCGGCUACAGAGUCUGACGGCCGUGCCCUCGACCUCAUGCCACGCAUGGAGACGUUUCUCAUCUCGUCCUUCAUAUUGGCCCUUCGCCAGUCUGCCGCCCAGGUCAUGCUGAUGCUGCGUCAUGCGCGCGGCCUGGUUGAGCUCCGGCAGCAGCGCAACGGCAGGUCGCAGCUGUGGCUGCCCAAGCAUACCAGCCUGAGCCAAUGGCUGUCGAGCGGUAGCGCUGCACCCAGCACAACUGGUACUGAGCGCGGGCCUGACGCAACCGCAAUUAACAUCGAUGCGCCAAGAGAGCCCAACGAGGCACCCGCGCAUGGUGACUCGCAUCGCGCGAGAUAUGGAGAUGAGGGGACUGCGAGCUCUGUCCCUGGCAGCACAAGUCAAAGUGGGAAACAGGCUUACCCGAUGACAGGGUCCAAAACGUGGCGGCUCGAGCGACUGCGACACGCAGCCGCGGAUGCACUCGAGUGGGCGCAGAAUUCAGAGGGUCUCGUCUACUCCGCCAAGCUUUCUAUUGCUCUCUUUCUCGUUACUUGGCCGGCCCUUGUUCCGACUUGGAAUCAGUGGUAUGCUGAAGUGCGUGGAAUUUGGGCGCCGCUACAGCUCAUCCUUGUUUUCGAGCUUGCCAUCGGAACAUCUCUCACUGUCUUCAUUGUUCGACUUUUUGGCGUAGUUUUCGGUGGUGUCAUUGGCUAUGUCUCGUACGAGAUUGCGCGCGGAAAUAGAGCCGGCGUUGUCGCCGUCGUACUUGUCGGUAUUGUGCCAUCUAUAUACAUUCAAGUGGCAACCAAGUACGUCAAGGCCGGCAUGAUUUCCGUGAUUUCCAUGGCCGUUGUUGUGUUGUCUGCCGUGAAUACCAGUGCACCUGGCUACGAGGUGUUUUACAAAAGGCUCGUGGCAUUUAUCAUUGGGGGUCUUGUAGCUGUCCUCGUCGAAAUCUUCAUUUUCCCUGUGCGAGCCCGAGACCGCCUCGUUAAUUCCCUCUCCGCGGCCGUUGACCACGUCCAAAACAUGCAGGCCGUCAUUGCCGUCGGGAUCGACCACCCGGAGCGCCCCAACUUUCGCUCCCACUCGCUGUACGCCCGCUUCACUCGAGCCCGCGACAAGGCACAGGGCUGUCUCACGGCCGCCGAGACGUACCUCCCGGCAUGCCUCACCGAGCCGCGCCUCAAGGGGAGCUUCCGGCCGCUCGCGCCCAUCUACGGCGAGAUUAUCUACGUGCUGCACCAAAUCACUGACCGCAUGAACAACGUGGUGCAGCUGCGCCGCGAGUACGGCUCGUCCAUCCUGGAGGACCUGAACCCGCGUGUGUACGCCUACCGGCGCAACGUCAUGGGCUGCUGCAACCUCAUCCUAUUCUCCGUCCACGAGGCACUUACGACGUGGCUGCCCCUGCCGCAGUUCCUCCCCUCGGCGCGCCUCGCGCAGCUGCGGCUCAUUAACCGCGUGCGCGAGGUACUCGAUGCGGAGAGCGCCAAGGGCUCGACAUCGGCACUGCGCCGACAGACCGCCCGGCCGGGCCGCAGCAGCGCACCGGAGCUCAACGCAUCGACGGCCCGCACCAUUACGCGACGCAAGUUUUUGUCGUGGAACGCGAGCACCGCGGGCCAGAUGGAGAUUAUCGAGUAUCUCGAAGAGCUAACAGACCUGGUCAAGCUUCUCGUGGGCGUCAACGCCUUUCGGCGUGGGGUGCUCGAAGCGCCGACGUAUCGGCUUCGCAUGCAGCACGGAGACGACGGGGCAGGCCCGGCGGCCGCAGCGGCAGAAGACGGCGAGGAGGAGGACGAGGAUCGCGGCUACCCGGACGUGAGCGUCGCCGACAUGGUGGGCGGCACGAGGCGCUCGAGAGCGGCGACAGUCACGGAAAGACUGGACGGCGGUCGGCUGCGGGAGCGCGCGGCGCACCAUCAGCGUGGCGGCGCCAAGGACUUGGAGAGCGGCGACGCGGGCGACGCGGCCGUGGUGGAGGACGGCGGGGACGGGAUAGAUGACAUUCCUAUUAGUUUGCAGCGCGUGGGCACGCGUCUGCGGGAGAAUAAUGCUGCCGUGCGCAGCGGCGCAUUUGCUAUUGCAAGUGAGAAGCGGCCGUAA